AUGAUGAGUCGGUCAUUCUGGGAUGCGUUCUUUCUCAUUACUGGUGAGUUCUAUGAAAACAAACAACACAUUUGGUAAAAUAUUUGGAAGACUACAAGGGAAACGGCAGAAAGUGGGAAUGAGUGUAAAAUGUUGUAUGAAGGGGGGAUUUUAGUGAAUUUGAAUGUGCUAUACCUUAAGGGAAAAUGUAAUUAUGUCCUAAUAGGCUUUGCUUCUGUGAACCUUUUUCCCUUACAAAUAAAAUUCCUUACAAAUUAUGUCUCAACCAGGGGACCCCUGGGGGCCUCAGUGAGUGUAAGGGAUCCCUGAAAAAGCAGGGAAAAACUAACAUUUGCUUUACAAAAUAUAAUCAGUAACCUCCAUUUCCCCAAUUGAUGACAUUUUAAGGAAGAAGGUUGUUUUAGUGAGCAUCAGAAAGGAGAAAGUUGAGAACCCCAGGCCUAUAGGAUAGCCUAGCCUAGAUUUACACGGAUAGUCUGGUUUCCAGUUUUGGUUGUAUAUGACUCCAAUUUGUGAAUUAUAACCAUUGUCAGGCUCAGUGACAUUUCACCUUUUCUAUGAGAAACAAAGAUGGUAGACCUAAAGAUGGUAGACCUACCAAUGAGCCACCAUUGAUUUAUGUAGCGUGCGUAUGCUGGCAGUGCAGACCUAUUCAUAGGUUUCUAAUGGCCUCAUCCUUUUAGCAGGGAAUACUUGACCCUGUUACUGUUAUUGGCUGGUCAGUCACUCUGGCUAACCCUUGAUCAUGACUCACAGGUCAUUACAUUAUGCAUAAGUCAUUGGUCUUCUGUAUAGGGGAGUUUUGUUAAGAGCCCCGACGCUGAAUCUAAACAUUAAGACGCGUUGCUUGCAGUAAGGUUUUGGAAGCAUAAGGACCUUUUUCUUUAAUAUCAGUGAGAAAUAAUUUCCCAAAAACUAAAGGUUAAAUUGAUACACACCUUGAUUGGAUUAGGUUUAGUGUUCCCACACGGCCAUGUCUUCAUGUUACAGCGCUUGUUUACGGAAGACAAGCGGCAACCACCUGUGCUAUCUAACAUGCGCCAAACACCUGUGUAAGCCUCACUUGGGAAGUGUAAUUUGUCGGAUUGAGGCACUCAUAGCUGUAUAAAUGUGCAAAACUGCUACAGUAAGUGUAUAUUUUUAAUUUGAAGGAUUCUUUCUCGCUGCUGAAAGAUAAGGGUCAUAUGUUGCAGGGUUUCCCAAACUGAGUUUGGGAAACCCUGCCCUACAUAGUGCACUUCUUUUGACAAGGGCUCAUAGGGCUCUGGGUAAAUCCAUUUGAAUUAAAAUGCUGUUUGACAGCAUCCCCUUUGAUCUAAACACAACUUUACAUACAUGUUUUCCCAUGGAAGAAGUCGUCAGAAAGUUACUUUUUGGACCUGAAUGCCAAAACAUUCAAGAGAGAAAGGUGCAUGCCCCACCAUACCAUGAGACAUGUCUUCAUCACUGGAAAAGAUAAACGAUUGAGUUUGAUAGCUUACAAAAGCUUACAUUUAAAAGCUUACUAAUAACAGUGUUGUCAAACUAUUUUAUUAUUUAAUGAAGAAAAAAAACGUUUCUCAUAUGUUGCAGUUUAGACCCUAUUUCACAACAUCUGAGGUUUUUGUGUUGUGCCCGCCAUGGGUUGAGAGACAACAUGCUCUUGAAUACAGGGUGGGUGUCAUUUCAAUCAUAGAAAUAGAUUUCCCUUAAGACCACUGCAAUUUAGCUGGUACACCAUUUACAUUUAUAUUGAAUUGAAAUUGUAACUUCUAAUUACUACCACAAAGAUGACCGCCGGUUCACCCACCAUCGAAUGUCAACUUAAAUCGUCAUGUCUAUUCUAUUAUCUAUAUUUCUAUGGUUUCAAUAGGUUUUACAUUUACAUUUUAGUCAUUUAGCAGACGCUCUUAUCCAGAGCGACUUACAGUUAGUGAGUGCAUACAUUAUUUUUCAUACUGGCCCCCCGUGGGAAUCCCCCGUUUUCUAUGGAGGAUUGACAGUUUAAUUUAGAACAACAGAUAUUCCCACUCAAGUCAACAUUUUCUGAUGUGUGGACCUCCAAACAUCUUUGUGGUACCAUUUGAAAGUUGACAUUUCAAUUAUUUUCCCAUUUGAAUAGAUUUGUCAGCCAAAACAUGACACUGACCCUGUAUUCAAUAGUAUUUUGUGUCUCAACCGAUAGCCGGCACAACACAAAAACCUUAGAUUAUGUAAAAUAGGGUCUAAGCUACAACAUAUGCGAAUAUGAAAAACAUCUGAGUUUAGGCGUUUUUAGAUCAUUUACUUUUGAAGGUAAAAAAAAGUUCAACUGUUGUUAAAAAAAUAAAUACCCUGAAAUUAUCAAAUAGUUUGACAACCCUGUUUGUAAGCUUUUAAAUGACAUCAAUCUCAACCGUUUAUAUUUUCCAGUGAUGAAGACAUGGAUGUCUCAUGGUAUGGUGGGGUAUGCAAAAUGGGUCAACUUUGAGCACCUUUAUCUCUUGAAUGUUUUUGCAUUCAAGUCUGAAAAGUCACUUUCUGAGCACUUCUACAAUGUGCAGAUAUGUAUGGAAGGUUUCGUUUAAAUCAAAAGGGGUGCUGUCAAAAAGUGACUAAAUUCAAAUUAAUUUACCGUCAAAGUAGUGCACUAUGUAGGGAAUAGGGUGCCAUUGGGGACGCACAUUGCCUUGACACAGCAUUCAUCCACCGUCUCUCUUUCUGGGCUUUGUACCUUGUCAUGCUGACAGUGUCCUUAGUAACAUCAGUGAUGUCCCCCAUUAACUGACUGAUGAAAUACUCAACGGUUCUCUUCUCCAUAAUCACCAACUGACACUGAUGAACCUAUGUGUUAUAUGAGCCGUGUGUUUUCAACCAUCAUUUGAAUUGAGCCGGAGAAUGAAGUGCUAAUUUGAUACUCAGCACUUUCAUUGUCUGAUAUCUCCACAUCACUAAAUGACAACCUCGUCUCUCAUUGGGUGCCUUGCAGAAUUCUAAUUGUGUGAUCUCUCGCCGGGAUCUGUCUAUAUUAAGACUAUCCCAGCUUAGUCCCAUUACAGACCCAUUGUAGUGUGUCCAUCCUUUCAUCCUAUUGUCACUCUUGAAAUACGCAACACAAGCUGGUAAGAGGAAAUCCAAACAUAAUGACAAAUGGGAAAGUUGUGUGAGAUUUAUGAGUGCAGCACACGCCUCAGGAUUCAACCCUCAAGGAGCCCAAUGCAACAGAAAAGGGGGAAGUAGCUAAUUAAGGUCAAGAACUAGAAAUAAAGAUAAUAUAACACAAUUUAAGUGCAAUGUUAUGUUAAGAUCUCCUGGCAAGAGGAAAAAGCCCUCGCACAGAAGAGUCAGGUGGACACCCUAUGCUCCCGAGGGGGCCAAGAGGGUUUAACGCAAGUAAGUCUGAUUUGUUAACAUAUAGUGGUUUGGCAACGGAAAACACAAAUCUGUGUUCUUAGGUAGUACCUUCAUUUCAGUCAGCUUCUCUCUACUGAAUAGGAUGGGUUGAUCAGUGGGGACAAUUAAUGUCACCUUGCUCUGCUGGGAUCCAUGAGUUGGGAGAUGAGUUCUAUUUUAAGAGCAACAAGUCAUUUGGAGACAGCCUGUUUCAACUGUCACUUUGGAUGAGAGUUGCUAAGUGACAAAAAAUGUAACUAUUAUAAGUGACUUCAUAAAUCCUAGUGCAGUGGUUUCCAAACUGUGGGGUUGCUCCCCCCCCAGGGGUCGGCGCGGGGUACCCCCCAAAAUUAAAUAAAUAUACUCAACAAAAAUAGAAAUGCAACAUGUAAAGUGUUGGUCCCAUGUUUCAUGAGCUGAAAUAAAAAAUUCCAGACAUUUUCCAUAUGCACAAAAAGCUUAUUUCUCUCAGAUUUUGGGCACACAUUUGUUUACAUCCCUGUUAGUGAGCAUUUCUCCUUUGCCAAGAUAAUCCAUCCACCUAACAGGUGUGGCAUAUCCAGAAGCUGAUUAAACAGCAUGAACAUUAUACAGGUGCACCUUGUAAAAUGCCACUCUAAAAUGUGCAGUUUUGUCACACAACACAAUGCCACAGAUGUAUCAAGUUUUGAGGGAGUGUGCAAUUGGCAUGCUGACUGCAGGAAUGUCCACCAGAACUGUUGCCAGAGAAUUUAAUGUUCAUUUCGCUACCAUAAGAAUUUGGCAGUACGUCCAACCGGCCUCACAACCGCAAACCACGUGUAACCAUGCCAGCCCAGGACCUCCAAAUCUGUCUCCUUCACCUGCGCGAUCGUCUGAAACCAACCACCCGGACAGCUGAUGAAACUGUGGGUUUGCACAACUGAAGGCUUUCUGCACAAACUGUCAGAAACCGUCUCAGGGAAGCUCAAAUGCGUGCUCGUCGUCCUCACCAGGGCCUUGACCUGACUGCAGUUCAGCGUCGUAACCGACUUCAGUGGGCAAAUCUCACCUUCGAUGGCCACUGGCACACUGGAGAAGUGUGCUCUUCACAGGUAAAUCUCAGUUUCAACUGUAUCGGGCAGAUUGCAGACAGCGUGUAUGGCGUCGUGUGAGCGAGUGGUUUGCUGAUGUCAACGUUGUGAACAGAGUGGGGUUAUGGUAUGGGCAUGCAUAAGCUACGGACAAUGAACACAAUUGCAUUUUAUCGAUGGCAAUUUGAUUGCACAAAGAUACCGUGACGAGAUCCUGAGGCCCAUUGUCGUGCCAUUCAUCCGCUGCCAUCACCUCAUGUUUCAACAUAAUGCACGGCUCCAUGUUGCAAGGAUCUGUACACAAUUACUGGAAGCUGAAAAUGUCCCAAUUCUUCCAUGGCCUGCAUACUCACCAGACAUGUCACCCAUUGAGCAUGUUUGGGGGGAUGCUCUGAUCGACGUGUACGACAGCGUGUUCCAGUUCCCGCCAAUAUCUAGCAACUUCGCACAGCCAUUGAAGAGGAGUGGGACAACAUUCCAUAGGCCACAAUUAACAGCCUGAUCAACUCUGUGUGAAGGAGAUGUGUCGUGAGGCAAAUGGUGGUCACACCAGAUACUGACUCGUUUUCUGAUCCACACCCCUACCUUUUUUUAAAGGUAUCUGUGACCAACAGAUGCAUAUCUGUAUUCCCAGUCAUGUGAAAUCCAUAGAUUAGGGCCUAAUUUAUUUAUUUAAAUUGACUGAUUUCAACUGUAACUCUAAAUUGUUGCGUUUUUAUAUUUUUGUUCAGUGUAUAUUUUUUGUAAGGAACUCAGUCUGGCUUUCAACUUACUCUUGAAAGUUGUAAUAGUAGAAUGCACAAGGUGCAAUUUCGAAAUUGGGUAGUGCAUCAUCAGUUGUCCUCUUGUCAUGUUAGUCAUUGCAUACCUUAUAGAGCUAUUUAUAACUUAUCAGAAAUGUCCAGAUCACUUAGCCUAUGUCAGCUAAAGUUUUUUUAGCUAGGUUUUUUUGCCCAUAGAUUUUUUUAUGUUUGAGUUACUCAAAUAUAACAUGAAUAUACAUUAGACCAGUGGAGGCUGAUGAGGGGAGGACAGCUCAUAAUAAUGGCUGGAAAGGAGAAAAUGGAAUGGCAUCACACACAUGGAUGUUCCCCAAUACAAUACUGGAAGUGGGGCCUGAGUGAAAAACCCCAGGCCUAGUGGAAUCUUCUUCAAUGUCCCAACAGUUUCUUUAUCUGAUCAUGAUUGAAAUCAGUACCGAUUUGUAUACUUAAACAUUUCAUCUGUUUCUUUCAACAGGGUCCCUCUUUACCUAUGGAACUGGACAGGAUAAUUCUACUAUUGCUACUAAUUCUACUAUGACCCCCACCCCUCCUGUGACUACUACCACUGUAAACAUUAUGACCUCUUCUACCACUACCAGCACCAUUACUACGACCAACCUUCCAGUUAAAAGUAAGCGUUUGUGUGUGUGUGUGUGUGUGUGUGUGUGUGUGUGUGUGUCUGUCUGUCUUCAGGUGACUGACAGUCUAAAUAUGAAUACCUCUAUAAAACCUCUACAGGGUGCUCCAGAGAAUCUUUCACCUCUUCAGACUCAUUGACUGGUGCCAAUGUUAAUUCACGGGUUCUCUAGUGAAGUCAGAUGGCAACUGAAAAUGCCUUACAAAAGUGGACACAUACAGACACUGUGCUGCACAUGAAUGAAUUGGUUUAAUUUUUUCAUAAAUCUAGUCCUCUCAGUUUGGAUAGAAAGUAGCCAGUGUAGCAGACGUCAAACAACGAUAAAAGAAAAAUCCUGUAGCUUAAUUCCCAGGAUACCAACUAUUACAUUUCAGUCAUUAUCUGUGAAUCACCAUAAAAUCCAGAAAUGCCCUAAUGGCAUUUGACCAUAGGGUGCAAUUUGGGACGCUGCCAGAGGGGCUGAGGGGUAGCUGGUGCAGAUACCUCAGCGAGAACAGAGAGCUUUAUACAGGCUCUGAAAGAGAGAGAGGAGAAGGGACAAUGCAUGUAGGCUGGAAUCCAACCGGCCAUUACCAAUAGAAUGGUGUGUGUGACGGUCGGCUGUAAUGCAGCCGUCUAUCUGUCUGUUCAUCCUCCCUCUCUCUCCCUUUCUCACUCCCUCUUUCUCUGAAUGCCACAUUGUGGCAUCUGUUUUGGCUGCCCGAGUAAAGAUACUCAAACUUUUGUUUGGGCCAGUCCAGUUGGAAUUUGGAACUCUGAUUGUAUAGUUGAUGAGUAAGAAACUCGUCCAGACUCUGUAAUUUGGUUACCGUGUUCUUCCUGAGUCUUGACCCCUUCAGCUCGACCCAAUGUUAAUUUAUUUGAGGAGAUUCAUUUUGUUAAUCUAGCAUAGUUCGUUCCAUAAUAAAUCACGUUUGAUUGGAUGUAAAGGAAAGAGACAGAGAGGAGAGGGAUAGGGGCUGUGUCUGAAAAGGUUACUAGCCGUCAAAUCCUGGCCUCCUUCAUCCUUAUUUCCUGAAUUCCUCUCAAAGCUCAAUGGAGGAGAGGUCUGAAGAAGGGACCUUUUGAUCUUCUCCUCAAAUGCACUUUGAGAGUAAUUCAGAAAUCAUGGAGGAAGCAAGGAUUUGACGGCUAUCCUUUCAGACAAAGCCAUGGAAUGAAAGGGUGAGGAUUUUACUCCCUGGCUUCAGGGAUGUGCUUUUCUCUGGACCUCUAAUGGGUUUGAUGAUGGACAGACUUGUUGUUUGCUGUGUCAAGGCACUGGGGAUUUGAUUGGGGUUUAACUUGUCCCUAUGCAUGCGACACAUCUUAAUGCAUGGCUGUCCCUCGGAGGGUCUUGUCCCUGACAUAAGCCAUGACAAAACCCCAGUCACUCAGAGGUAACAAAAGAUGUACAGUGCCUUCAGAAAGUAUUCAUACCACUUGACUUAUUCCACAUUUCGUUGUGUUACAGCCUGAAUUCAAAAUGGAUUAAAUAAAUGUUUUUCUCAUCCAUCUACACACAUUACCCCAUAAUGACAAAGUGAAAACAUGUCUUUAGAAAAUGUUGCUAAUUUAUUGAAAAUGAAAUACCAAUAUCUCUACAUAAGCAUUCACACCCCUGAGUCAAUACUUAUUACAAUCACCUUUGGCAGAGUUAUUUUUAUUUUUUACAAAUCAAUACUUGGAGUCAAAGUAUCAAUAUAAUAUAAUCCAAAAUAAUAUUGUGAUAUGUAUCUGUAUCGAUUUUUUCCCCAUCACUAGACAGUACCGAAUAUGAAGGUAAACAAAACAAUGUAAUUAAAUGGAAUGGUAAUGUAGGCUAUACCAACUGAAGGGAACUAACAGUAAAUUGGCAGUUGAAUAUGUGUUGUUAUUAGGCCUACUGACAGUCGAUACUGAUAGUUGCUAAUAUUUAACAUAAUAGAAAUAGGAAACAUAAAAAGUUGGUGUAGCCUAUAAUUAAGACAUUCGAGAGUGCUGAUCCCUGCAAGUUAAAAGGCCGUACAAUUUAAAUUCUGCAUAACGGCACAGCAUUUCAUAAACUUUACUGUGGCAAAGUUGGCAUGUUGAUAUGCUUCAGUUUGCUGCCAAGUGACUGGUUUCACAUUUGUCUCCAGCGAUUAUAAGGUAAAAUAUAACUAAAACAAGUGUCAUUUAUAUUUACAAUUCCCUUAUCCAAAUGGAUUAUUAAUUUAUCUAGCUCUUAUUAUUUUGUAAAUUACAGUGCAUGGAGAAUGGUGUUAUUUCUAUCGGAAAAAAUUAAGUAGAUGUUAUUUUCCCACUUGGAACCGGUAGGUUCGCUAGACCUUAUUCAUGGUUUCCUCGCGCGUAAAGGUGAUAGAAUUAUUCGGGAAUUAAGUCAAGGUCAGAAUACGGCAUAUCUGUAGACACACCUCAGCCACACCUUCAUUUAUUUGAUCUCCACCCAAAAUGAAUAGCAGGUGAAUAGCAUACAAUUCUCAUGCUUAAGUUCAAGGUCAGAAUACGCAUAGAGAGAAAAGUGCAUAAAAGGGAAUUGUUCCAUUUAUGCUGCAUGAGGGAAGCAAAAAACUUGAUACCAGUCGGCAUAGCGGGACAAGAAAGCAAGAAAGAUGGUGACAGCAAAAGCAAGACAGCGCCACACAGUAUGUGUUGCUAUGGUGAUUUCAGUAAACAAAUAGUGCAAAUCAACAUCCAGUAGAAAACAACUCUAUGGCAGAUAGAACAAGUGGAAAUAUUUUAACUCUGGCGCCAAGUCCCAUCUACCGUGGUGGCUGACUGCAUUCACCACCAACCUCAACGAUAAUUACCAACAUUUACCAUCUUGCUCUCAUUGAAAACAAUGCCGUCUACCUCGUACCAUCUAAACGCAGCAUUACGCACACCUAACUCGGGUCGCAAUCGGUGCCUAUGAGCUAUCCACACCUGGAUUGUGCAACAUUUGCCCAAUCUUAUUUUCAAAAUUCUUCAAGCUCUGUCAAAUUGGUUGAUCAAUUCUAGACUACCAUUUUCAAGUGUUGCCAUAGAUUUUCAAGCAGAUUUAAGUCAAAACUGUAACUCGGCCACUCAUGAACCUUCAGUGUCUUCUUGGUAAUCAACUCCAGUGUAGAUUUGGCCUUGUUUUAGGGUAUUGUCCUGCUGAAAGGUAAAUUAAUCUCUGUCUCUGGUGGAAAGCAGACUGAACCAGGUUUUCCUCUAGGAUUUUGCCUGUGCUUAGCUCUAUUCCGUUUCUUUUUUAUCCUGACAAACUCCCCAGUCCUUAACGAUUACAAGUAUACCCACAACAUGAUGCAGCCACCACAAUGCUUGAAAAUAUGGAGAAUGGUACUCAGUAAUGUGUUGUAUUGGAUUUGCCCCAAACAUACAUUUUUGUCCUGAAUACAAAUUGUUAAUUGCUUUACCAAAUUUAAAAAAAUAACUUUAGUGCCUUGUUGCAAACAAGAUGUGUGUUUUGGAAUAUUUGUAUUCUGUACUUCCUUCUUUUCACUCCGUCAUUGAGGUUAGUAUUGUGGAGUAACUACAAUGUUGUUGAUCCAUCCUCAGUUUUCUCCUAUCACAGCCGUUAAACUCUGUAACUGUUUUAAAGUCACCAUUGGCCUCAUGGUGAAAUCCCUGAGCGGUUUCCUUCCUCUCCGGCAACUUGAGCUAGGAAGGACACCUGUAUCUUUGUAGUAACUGAGUGUAUUGAUACACCAUCCAAAGUGUAAUUAACAACUUCACUAUGCUCAAAGGGAUAUUCAAUGUCUGCUUUUAAUUUUAAAUUUUAACCUAUCUACCAAUAGGUGAUGUAUGCGUGGGGUACAGGGAUGAGGUAGUCAUUCAAAAAUCAUGUUAAACACUAUUAUUGCACACACAGUGAGUCCAUGCAACUUAUGUGACUUGGUAAGCACAUUUUUACUCCUGAACCUAUUUAGGCUUGCCAUAACAAAGGGGUUGAAUACUUACUGACUCAAGCUUUUCAUUUUAAAUUAUAAAAAUGUCUAAAACAUAAUUCAAUUUUGACAGUAUGGGUUAUUGUGUGUAGGCCAGUGACAAAACAUCUCAAUUGAAACCAUUUUAAAUUCAGGCUGUAACACAACAAAAUAUGGAAAAAGUCAAGGGUGUGAAUACUUUCUGAAGGCACUGUAAGUCUCCACUGCCUCAGAGGCUAUUUUAUAUCUAUGACACUGACCUAUGACGACCCUGACCUAUGACGACACUGACCUAUGACACUGACCUAUGGAGUUUCGGUAAACUGUAGGCCAGGUUAUGAGCUCCCUUACUGUAUAUUCCUACAAGGAGAGAAUGUUUUGGACUUUCAACCAGGGCCUUCAAAAAUGUCCUUAUGUAUCUCCUAUCUCUGACUCAGAGUUUGUGGCAGCAGCUGUUCGAUCACACUUCGAUGACUGUCCUGACUCGCAUAGCCACUUCUGUUUCCAUGGCACCUGUCGUUUCCUGAUUCUGGAGGAGACGCCUGCAUGUGUGUAAGUUGAACUUCCUGUCCUGUGGUUCAAAAAAUGCAAGGAUCUCUCUCUCUCUCUCUCUCUCUCUCUCUCUCUCUCUCUCUCUCUCUCUCAUCCCACAGUUGUCAUUAUUUCAAUAUCAGGUGAAUCAUUGUCACUCUGUCUGUAUGGGAAAUUGUUGUUCGAACAGUCACAAAAUAGCAUAUGUCCUAAUUAUUUUAUUUUGAGUGGUCCAUCACCAGUUAUUAGGAGUUAUCGAGAGUUUGUUGGGUAACCCAACCAGUUUUAGUGUCUGUGACUGACGGUUGAACAGCUUUUUCAUGCUCUGUCGCAGCUGGCCGUGACCGGGAGACCCAUGGGGCGGCGCACAAUUGGCCCAGCGUCGUCCAGGGUAGGGGAGGGAAUGGCCGGCAGGGAUGUAGCUCAGUUGAUAGAGCAUGGGUCAGGGUUGUGGGUUGUGGGUUCGAUUCCCACGGGGGGCCAGUAUAUAAAAAAAAAAAAAAUGUAUUCACUAACUGUAAGUCGCUCUGGAUAAGAGCGUCUGCUAAAUGACUAAAAUGUAAAUGUAAAUGUAAUAUGUGUUUAGGAUCUGUUCUGCCAGUGCUCUGUUUGUACACUGAUUCGCUGCAGUUCGUAGAGCUGGUCUAAGCAUAAUGCAAAUUACAUUGGCUUAUGGAAUUAGAGAGCGGCAGUUCACUUCUCUCUGACUAAGCAGAGUAGAGAACUCCCUCCAGGAUUAGGGUCUUUGACCUAAACCCUUUACUAAAGAGCUCUUUAGUAGCGAAUCCUUUAGACCCUUUUUUGGCAUGUUCAUAAAACGAAGGGUAUUGUGUGGGUAUUUAACUGAUGCAGAAUAGUUUUGCAGACUGAGAACUUCACUACUACCAAGUCUGAUGCCCUUUCUCCUCUCCAUGGUGGACAGGUGUCACCAAGGCUUCGUAGGGAUGCGAUGUGAGCAUGCCGACCUUCUAGCCGUGGUGGCCACCAAUCACAGACAACAGACAGUUGCCACAGCGCUAGUGCUGUGUGUGAUUGGCUGUGUCUUGACGAUGCUGCUCUGUACACUUUUACAGUAAGUACAUAAUGUUAUAUCGUGAUUUUGGUCAAUUGGAAGAACACAAGUGAACAGAAAUGUCACCAUGACACUGCCCAUUCAAUGAACCUACAUACUUGAUUGUGUAGACAUCUGCGUCAUCACAUAGUUGAUUAACCAAUCCUACUGCACAUGCUACCAUGAGUUUGUUCAUAAAGUAAGAUUAAACCCUACACUUCUACUGAUAGUCUUUAUAAGGUUAAUGAAUGUGUUGACCUGAAAUCAUCUGUAAUUGAAAAAUGUCCUCUCUCCCAGUUGCUGGUGGAGGCGGGACGGUUUUGGGCGGAGGCACGGACUCCACUGUGCCCCAGAGAAACAAGGCAGUAUGCUGAAGGGCCGAGGUUCCUGCUGUCACUCUGAAAGUGGUACAGACUUUCUUUUAACUUUUGCCUAGUUUGCCUUUUGUCUAUGUUUCACAUUUCCAACUAUCAUCAAGUUUGAAAAUUGGAAACUACAGGGGUGUAUUCAUUACAUCUUGCAACGGAAACCAAACGGAAGCAAGCGGAAUGAAAUGGGAGGGACCUACUUGAAUUUAUCCAAUAGAAACUCUGGUUUUCAUUGCAAAAUAUUUUCUGUUUGGAGAUAACUGUUUUACUGUUGUAAAACAUUUUGCAACAGAAACGUUAUAAAGAAUACACCCCAGGGGUUCUAAUUAUGAUAAUCGGUAAGGGGUAUUUUUGUAAUCGACUGGAGAGGGUAGCUAUGAGCCCUAAAGGGAGGUUUAAUGGCCUACUGUGUCCUAUCUGCUGAAGCCUCCUGAAGCUUUUCGCUGUGCAUAUAGGACCCAUCUGGUUAUUAGAGGCUCAUGCUGUCAGACCUAAUGUAUGGGAACCAUUGAGGUGUUGCUGACACUUGUAGCUAAUUGAUGUUUCGUGUCCUUAACAUCCAUUGACACGCAGAUCUCACUUACACAGGGUUAUGAGAACACUACACUGAGAUCAUAAAGACAGCUAAAUACAGUCUUGACCAUAUCAGAACAGGAUUCUCUAUAGAUCUAUUAGUUACAGUGAAUCUUUUCAAAGAUAUGCUGACUACUGUACUCGACCUCACCCUAUAUGAACUUUGAAUGUUCUUGACUCGUGUUUUUUGUGAAGUACACACUAAUAACAUUAUCACACCCAGACUGCAAUGUCAAUCAAAUGAUAAAUGACUUUCCUCGAGAGAUACUGUAGUUAGAUGCUUGAAAGACUCAGUAAAUACAGUGUUCUCUCUUAACCAGCAGUGGCAUGCUAUGGGUCUAUCCGAUGCUUAUGCAAACCCAGG
Messenger RNA from Coregonus sp. 'balchen', 12563 nucleotides. The record is from the annotation of a GenBank genome assembly. Lineage: Eukaryota; Metazoa; Chordata; Actinopteri; Salmoniformes; Salmonidae.